Malus domestica (apple) is the source of this 5078-nucleotide messenger RNA. Its product is annotated as regulatory-associated protein of TOR 1-like. The record is from RefSeq and is a predicted model, not a curated record. Gene Ontology annotation, cellular component: cytoplasm; TORC1 complex. Lineage: Eukaryota; Viridiplantae; Streptophyta; Magnoliopsida; Rosales; Rosaceae. Gene Ontology annotation, biological process: TOR signaling; cellular response to amino acid stimulus; cellular response to starvation. Gene Ontology annotation, molecular function: protein binding; protein-macromolecule adaptor activity.
UCUUUCUCUCUCUAAACAAAUCCGUAUUUUUGUGUUUCUGAGUUUUUUUGUUUGUUUGUUUUUUAGUUUCCUCGCUGUGCCGCCACUGUUUUAUGCGCCUCCAUCAUCCUCUUCGUCGCCGCCUAGGGUUUCUAGGGUUUUCAGAGGGAUUUUCCGGGGCUUUCCGAGCUGGAUUCUCUCUCCUUCCUCAGGCGAAUCUCCAUGCGCCGCUGGUUCAGCGGCUUCGUUGAUUAGACGUCCUCCCAACCACCACCGCACUCUCCUCCGCCCGCUCCCCUCCUCACCCGCUACUCCUCCUUCUCCUCCUCUUCCGCGGCCGCCGCUCCCCUCUUAGCUUCUCUCGAAACCAAUAAUCCUAGGUUUUCAGUGAUUCCAUUUGGUUAUUUCUGGGCAUGGUUGUUCAAUUGAUUGCUUCUCUGUUUAUGCUCUGAGGGUUUUCGAUUUGAAUGGCAUUGGGGGAUUUGAUGGCCUCCCGGUUUUCGCAAUCCUCGGUGGUGGUGGUCUCCAGCCAGUUGGACGACUGCGCGUCCAGCCACGAUGACGGAGAUUUGAGCUCGCAGAGAAGGGAAUCAGAAACUGCCAGUAGUAGCUAUGGAAAUGCCACCGCUACCACCGCCACAAGCUUGGCCUACUUGCCCCAAACCACUGUAUUGUGUGAACUUCGGCACGAUGCUUUCGAGGCUUGCGUGCCCACCGGACCAUCGGAUAGUGGUUUAGUAUCGAAAUGGCGGCCUAAAGACCGAAUGAAGACGGGAUGUGUAGCUCUGGUAUUAUGUUUAAACAUUAGCGUUGAUCCGCCCGAUGUAAUUAAGAUAUCUCCCUGUGCCAGAAUGGAGUGCUGGAUAGAUCCAUUUGCAAUGGCUCCACAAAAAGCUCUUGAAACAAUUGGUAAAACCUUGAGUCAACAGUACGAAAGGUGGCAACCAAGGGCUCGCUACAAGGUUCAGCUUGAUCCUACGGUAGAAGAAGUGAAGAAACUUUGUAAUACAUGCCGCAAAUAUGCCAAGUCCGAGAGAGUUCUUUUCCAUUAUAAUGGACAUGGUGUACCCAAGCCAACUGCUAAUGGUGAAAUUUGGCUCUUUAAUAAGAGUUAUACACAGUAUAUCCCCUUGCCAAUUAGUGACCUCGAUUCUUGGUUGAAGACACCUUCAAUAUAUGUGUUUGAUUGUUCUGCUGCUGGGAUGAUAGUCAAUUCUUUCAUUGAGCUUCAUGAUUGGGGUAGCUCUAGCUCAUCUGGAUCUGCAAGGGAUUGUAUCCUGCUAGCGGCUUGUGAAGCACACGAGACUCUUCCACAGAGUGCUGAAUUUCCUGCUGAUGUGUUUACUUCUUGCCUCACAACUCCCAUCAAGAUGGCAUUAAGAUGGUUCUGCACACGAUCAUUACUUCAUGAAUCUCUUGAUUAUUUGCUAAUAGAUAAAAUCCCUGGCCGCCAAAAUGACCGGAAAACACUUUUGGGCGAGUUGAAUUGGAUUUUUACUGCAGUCACUGAUACGAUUGCAUGGAAUGUUCUCCCUCACGAUCUUUUCCAGAGACUGUUCAGACAAGACCUGCUAGUUGCCAGCCUUUUUCGCAAUUUUUUACUUGCUGAGCGAAUUAUGCGAUCCGCAAAUUGCUCUCCGAUCUCUCACCCACAGUUGCCUCCAACCCAUCAGCAUCAUAUGUGGGAUGCAUGGGACAUGGCUGCUGAGAUAUGCCUUUCUCAGCUUCCACUAUUGGUUGAGGAUCCUAAUGCGGAGUUCCAGCCAAGCCCAUUUUUCACUGAGCAGUUGACUGCUUUUGAGGUAUGGCUUGACCAUGGGUCUGAAAACAAGAAACCACCAGAGCAAUUGCCUAUUGUUCUUCAGGUGUUACUUAGUCAAUGCCACCGAUUUCGAGCUCUGGUUCUUCUGGGAAGAUUCCUUGAUAUGGGACCCUGGGCUGUAGAUCUGGCCUUGUCUGUUGGGAUAUUUCCGUAUGUUCUGAAGCUGUUACAAACAAUGACACCUGAACUACGACAUAUUCUUGUAUUUAUAUGGACAAAAAUUCUUGCUCUUGAUAAGUCAUGUCAGGUUGAUCUAGUGAAGGAUGGGGGUCAUACAUAUUUCAUUAGGUUUCUUGAUAGUAUGGAAGCAUAUCCAGAACAACGUGCAAUGGCUGCUUUUGUUUUAGCUGUAAUUGUCGAUGGGCAUAGACGUGGGCAGGAGGCUUGUCUUGAAGCAGAUUUGAUACAUGUUUGCUUGAAGCACCUUCAGGGUCCAACUCUAAAUGAUACACAGACAGAACCACUAUUUCUUCAGUGGCUUUGCCUCUGUCUGGGAAAGCUGUGGGAGGAUUUUACAGAGGCCCAAAUAUUUGGUUUGCAGGCAGAUGCCUAUUCAAUAUGUGCUCCUCUACUUUCUGAGCCCCAACCAGAGGUUAGAGCUUCUGCUGUUUUCGCACUGGGUACCCUUCUUGAUGUGGGUUCAGGCUCAUGUAGAGAUGGCGUUGGUGGAGAAGAAGAAAACGAUGAUGAUGAAAAGAUUAGAGCUGAAAUUAGUAUUAUUAGAAGUCUAUUAAGUGUUGCUUCGGAUGGCAGCCCUCUGGUCAGGGCCGAAGUUGCUGUUGCACUGGGACGCUUUGCCUUUGGCCACAACAAGCACCUCAAGUCAAUAGCUGCUGCAUAUUGGAAACCACAAUCUAAUUCUCUUUUGAAUUCCUUCCCCUCUUUGGCUCAUAUUAAAGGUUGUGUUGUUUCAUCUCAAAUUGGUCCACUGUUGAGAGGAACCAAUGAUAACUCAUUGGGUCGAGAUGGGAGAGUCUCCACCAGCAGCCCUCUAGCUAGUUCUGGAAUUAUGCAUGGAUCACCAUUGUCUGACGAUUCAUCUCAUCAUUCUGAUUCUGGAAUAUUAAAUGAUGGUGUGAGCAAUGGUGUUGUCAACCACUCAACACCUAAACCCCUGGACAAUGCAAUGUAUUCGCAGUGUGUAUUGGCUAUGUGUACCUUAGCCAAGGAUCCAUCUCCACGCAUUGCAAGCCUUGGUAGGCGGGUUUUGGCCAUUAUAGGGAUUGAACAAGUGGUGGCCAAACCCGUAAAGUCCACUGGUAACAGUGUUCGACCUGGUGAAUCCAUUACAGCAACUCCGACUCCCAGUUUUGGUGGAUUAGCUCGGUCUUCUUCAUGGUUAGAUAUGAAUGGAGGUCACAUGCCAUUCCGAACUCCUCCUGUCAGCCCUCCUCAGCCAAAUCACUUAACUGGAAUACGGAGAGUAUGCUCUUUAGACUUCAGGCCUCAUCUAAUGAGUCCAGAUUCUGGAUUAGCGGAUCCACUUUUAGGUUCUGGGGGAACUUCUGGAGCCUCGGAACGCAGUUUUCUUCCUCAAUCAGCCAUCUACAAUUGGGGUUGUGGGCACUUUUCCAAGCCACUUCUCAUUGUCGCGGAUGACAGUAAAGAAGUACUAAGUAGAAGAGAGGAGAGAGAAAAAUUUGCCUUGGAGCACAUUGCUAAAUGCCAGCACUCUUCUGUGAGCAAGCUUAAUAAUCAAAUUGCUAGCUGGGACACCAAGUUUGAGACGGGUACAAAAACAAUCUUGCUGAAACCAUUUUCUCCUAUUGUGGUCGGUGCAGACGAGAAUGAGCAAAUCAGGGUGUGGAAUUACCAAGAGCAAAAGGAGGCUACCCUUCUCAACAGCUUCAAUAAUCAUGAUUUUCCUGACAAAGGAAUCUCCAAGCUCUGCCUUGUCAAUGAGCUUGAUGACAGCUUGCUUCUUGCUGCUUCAAGUGAUGGAAACAUUCGAAUUUGGAAAGAUUACACUUUGAAGGGUCAACAGAAGCUUGUCACUGCAUUUUCUUCAAUUCAAGGUCAUAAACCUGGGGUGCGAAGUUUGAAUGCUGUUGUGGAUUGGCAACAACAAUCUGGAUAUCUGUAUGCUUCUGGCGAACUAUCAUCCAUUAUGCUUUGGGAUCUGGAUAAAGAGCAGCUUAUUAAUUCUAUUCCUUCUUCAUCAGAUUGUAGCAUCUCAGCCCUGUCUGCUUCUCAAGUUCACGGGGGUCACUUUGCAGCUGGCUUUGUAGAUGGUUCUGUCAGACUUUAUGAUGUGCGAACUCCUGAAAUGCUUAUCUGUUCAACCCAGCCACACACUCAGAAGGUGGAAAGAGUUGUGGGGAUCGGCUUUCAACCCGGGCUUGAUCCUUCCAAGAUUGUAAGUGCAUCUCAAGCUGGUGACAUUCAGUUCCUUGAUAUCAGAAACGGCAGGGAUGCCUACCUCACGAUUGAAGCUCACCGGGGUUCACUGACUGCUUUAGCUGUUCAUAGGCAUGCCCCAAUCAUUGCCAGUGGCUCGGCCAAACAGCUCAUAAAAGUCUUCAGUUUGGAGGGUGAACAAUUAGGCACAAUAAGAUACUACCCUUCCUUUAUGGCCCAAAAGAUUGGUCCUGUUAGUUCCCUAGCCUUCCAUCCCUACGAAGUGCUGCUUGCAGCUGGUGCUGCAGAUGCUUGCGCAUCCAUUUAUGCCGACGACAACUCUCAAGCCAGAUGAGAAUUGUAAUUCUAUCCUCACGGUAUGAUAAGGCUUUCUUUCAAAAUGAAGGCAGUGCAAGUGGAUCGACUUCAAUUCCAAUCUUGCCGUUGCAUAUCACUCGGGGAUGGCAUUCGGACCAUUGUGUGAUGUAACAUUCCACUGCCCCGAUUCUUCUUCAACGUCAAUGGGUGGAUCUUGAAGCAUCGGUACGUUGCUUUCUACCGAUUGUGUAUGCUAUAAUAUUCGUUAGCCUCCGGCAGAGGGUCACAGUUGUGGGGAAUAAAUUCCUGCAUAUUUAUUGGAGGCUCUGGAAAAUAAUCUGUUAUACAGGUAAAUGCAUGUAAAUAUCCUUUUCGUUUUGGUGUGUUCAUUUUUUCCCCUUUCCCUUUGUUCGAUUUGUAAAAACAGCGCACAUUAAUUGAUCAUAAUCGUAGAUGUUGACGCGGGUAAUUAUGUUUGUGUUGAAUUCGAUAAUCUCGCGUUUGCUCAUCAUGUAAUGUAUUCUGUUGAGGUUUUAAGCCGCUUUGCCCUUGGAAUUAAUCGUCAUGUAACUUGUAAUUAACUCAUGAGUCAUUUCCCUUGUGCUUGUUCUAUGUUUUGUCC